This is a messenger RNA of Carassius carassius (crucian carp), 1475 nucleotides long. Its product is annotated as phospholipid scramblase 1-like. The transcript is spliced from 10 exons. Gene Ontology annotation, cellular component: plasma membrane. The record is from RefSeq and is a predicted model, not a curated record. NCBI's taxonomy places the organism in Eukaryota, Metazoa, Chordata, Actinopteri, Cypriniformes, Cyprinidae. Bases 283 to 1071 code for a protein of 262 amino acids. Gene Ontology annotation, molecular function: phospholipid scramblase activity. Gene Ontology annotation, biological process: plasma membrane phospholipid scrambling.
AAGGAGAUGAACCCCCACUGCCUCAGUCUCUUUGGGUUUCUUGUGUAAUGGGUGUGGGCAGAAACAGAUUGUUUCCCGGAAAGGAAACUCACGUAUAGUGUUUGAGACAGAUAAAGGGCGAAGAGAAAACAGCUCUGUGUUACUGUCGCCCACUAAAAUAACAACAAUAAUAAUAUAUAAAAAAACAUGUAAGUAAAGGACUACAACGCAAUAUCUACGGCAUCAGUAUCCACAGCACUUCAGUUUGAACAAGUAACAGAGCAUCAUUUGCAGCCUUCCAUCAUGGCAACAAAUAAUGGUUACCCAACUGAACUCCAACCACAGAAAAAUGCUAUUAAUCCCACCCCUCCUUAUAACCAGGGACAAGCCAUACCAGGCCAAGGUCAAAUGCCUGUGAUGCCAGUUCCACAAAGACCUGCUGGCUGCCCACCAGGACUGGAGUACCUGACCCAGAUUGAUCAACUUCUUGUACAGCAGAAAGUUGAGAUGGCUGAAGUUAUAUUGGGCUGGGAGACCAAUAAUAAGUACACAGUGAAGAACUGUAUGGGGCAACAGGUGUUCUUUGUGGCUGAGGAAAACAACUGCUGUAAUAGACAGUUCUGUGGACCACUGCGGUCAUUCGUCCUCCAUGUUCAGGAUAACAUGGGACAGGAAGUGAUGACACUCACUCGUCCUCUGAAGUGUGGAAGCUGCUGUUUUCCCUGUUGCCUGCAAGAGCUUGAAAUCCAGUCUCCACCAGGCAACCCGAUUGGAUAUGUGAUCCAGAAUUGGCAUCCUUUCCUUCCCAAGUAUACCAUACAGAAUGAGAAGAAAGAAGCAGUUCUGAAGAUUUCGGGGCCGUUCUGUUCAUGCAAAUGUUGCGCUGAUGUGAACUUUGAUGUUUUGUCCGUGGACGAAUCAACAAAGGUGGGCAGAAUCGCUAAACAAUGGACCGGUAUGGUGAGGGAAGCUUUCACGGAUGCAGACAAUUUUGGAAUCUCCUUUCCUAUAGAUCUGGACGUGAAGAUCAAAGCUGCUCUUUUCGGAGCGUGUUUCCUCAUAGACUUCAUGUUCUUUGAACACAAUAAAUAACUUUUCUGGAUGUCAUGUAAGUUGAAUUUUGAACUUUUGAACUCCUCCUCAACUCUCAAAAUCUUAACCAUGGUUUCAAAUGUGGAUCACUCAGUUAAAUAUUAUGGACAAGUUAUAUUAUACAUACUGUAUUACAAUGUACAUUACAUUAUAGAGUAUAUUCCUUCACUACAGUCGUUGAGCCACCACUAGGUGACAGCAAUUCCCUUUACAAUAAUAUUGAGAUGCUCUCCUGUAUCAACAAAGUAUACUUUGCCAAAAGAAUUAACUGCAAACUAUAUCACUUAUUAUUAUUAUCAUUAUUAUGAAAUACAAAAUAAAGAAACUUGUAACAAGCAAAAUGUUAAUGGCUUGAUUUCGCUGCAUUUCGUUAUAAUAAAUACUAGAAUAAACUGUUAUAGAUC